Strongyloides ratti is the source of this 1158-nucleotide messenger RNA. Its product is annotated as RNA polymerase II-associated factor 1 homolog. NCBI's taxonomy places the organism in Eukaryota, Metazoa, Nematoda, Chromadorea, Rhabditida, Strongyloididae. Gene Ontology annotation, molecular function: RNA polymerase II complex binding; chromatin binding. The transcript is spliced from 4 exons. Gene Ontology annotation, biological process: transcription elongation by RNA polymerase II. The coding region runs from base 1 to 1158 and encodes 385 amino acids. The record is from RefSeq and is a predicted model, not a curated record. Gene Ontology annotation, cellular component: Cdc73/Paf1 complex.
AUGGUAAAAAUGACCGUUCAAAAUGAACCCAAUAAAUCUACAAUUCCUUCAAAAGGGUUACGUGAUGAUUUAAUUCACAAAGUUGAAUUGAGUAAAACUCUUCCAGAAAUACCAAAUGAUCCAAAAUUAUUGGAAGUAUCAUGUAUUGGACUUGAUGCAUUAAGUGAAGUUACAUUUAAUAAAUUAAUUUAUGUUAGUAAACAAGAAUUAUUUAUGGAAAAUCAUCUUGGUAUAUUUGUUGAUUUGGUUGAUACAUCAAUUUUUGAAAAAAAUAAAAAUGAUGAAGAAAUGAAUCCAAUUGAUGCAUAUUUAUUAGAAGAUGAAAUUGAUGAAUCAAAACAAAAUCAAAAUAAAUCUGGUCAUAAUAUUUCUGUUCCAUGGAUGAGAAAAGCUGAGUAUAUUGCUAGUGAUUAUAAUCGACAUGGUGCAUCAUUAAAACAUAAAGCUCAUAGACUUGUUGAGAAGAAUGUUGGUGAAGCUGAACAAUAUUUAAAUAUUGAAAAUAGAAUAGAGGGUAUUGAAAAGACAUUUGAAGAUAUAUCUAUUUCAAUUGACAAACAUCCAUCAAGUAAAGAUAUAUAUAUGGUUGAGGAGUUAGAUAUUUUUCCAGACUAUGAAAAUUGGAAAAUACCUUUUGUUCAUGUUAAUUUUGAUAGAAAUCCAUUUAAUGAUGAUGAGAAGGAACUUUAUGAAGAGUUUACCAAUUGUUCAAUGUUAAGAGGAAAUACAGAUGAAGAAGGAUUACAAUAUUGUGAAUUUUUAGUUCCAAAAGAAAGCGAUCUCCCAAAAGUUAAGUAUGACAUAGAAAAAGGUAGAAAAAAUACACCUUUUGAUGCAACACCAUUUGAAUGUAUUAAAGAAUAUAAUUGGAAUAUUAAAAGUAAAACUAAUGAUGACGUUAGUGAACAGAAAGAAUACUUUUUAUCAGAACGUAAUGGUAAAAUUUAUUUCAAUGAAAUGGAUACAAGUGUUAAUUUAAAAUAUAAAGUAAAUAAAACUAAAGAUGGUAAGGAUAUUAAACGUAAAAAGAAAGAAUAUAAGCUUAUGCUUAUUGAUCCCACAAAUGAUGAACAGGAAAUGAUGUACAUACGUGAUAAUGAACUUCUUAACCCAUAUUCUAGAGAUGAUCAAGAGGUAAAUGAUGAAGAAAGUAAUUAG